UUUUAUUGCUUGUUCAUUAAGAUUGCAAAAGUCGUGCCGAUGAUUGAAGUAAUAUUAAAUUGGGUAAUGUUUUUAUUGCAGAUGUUCCCGGCUUUAAUUUGCAAAAAAUACAAAUGGAGCAAAUUGGGAAAAGCUCAGACUGGGGUGACAGUGAGUUGUUUGAGCCAACAAUGGACCCUAAUAUAUCAGUAUCGGUGAUAGAAGAGAAGGUGCCUACUCUAACUGUAGCUGCAAUCGUAGGAGUUACCGUGGUGAUACUCAUUGCCAUCGCUGCAGUUUUCCUGUUAGGUGUUCUUAUGGAUUGGAGGCAGCAGCGGAUGCUCGAGAAGAAGAUGGGUGAAGUAAAACGGCUUAAGAACCAACGAAGAGUUAACUCUCAUCCGGAAGCCGAUGACGUCAGUAUAUCGGCGAAUAUGGAAGAACCGGUAGACAGCAUCGCUCCAGCAGAAAUCUUACGAACCAUACCGUGACAUUUAUUUCUUUAUAAUCUGAUACAGUAUAAACGUAUGCUAAUUUGAUCUUUAAUUAAUUGUGCCAAGACUUUAAAUCGUAGCAGCUAUCAGCUAAAUGUACAUUUAUC
Messenger RNA from Diatraea saccharalis (sugarcane borer), 580 nucleotides. NCBI's taxonomy places the organism in Eukaryota, Metazoa, Arthropoda, Insecta, Lepidoptera, Crambidae. The record is from the annotation of a GenBank genome assembly.